AUGUACACACUCGCCAAGCUCCUCGCUGCCUCUGCCCUCUGCGGCAUCGUGGCUCAGGCUGCCGACCGUGCAGCUGUAGCCGAGCUGCUGCACCAGACAGUUGAGGAGCCACAGGCAGCAGCUGAGGAAGCCUCUCCAAGAGAGGAGCAGGAGGCUGCUGAGGAAGCAGCAGCAGAAGUUGCUGAGGCUGUAGAAGCCGCAGAGGCAGUUGAAGCAAGAGAAGCACCUGAAGCAGCAGAAGCUGCAGAGGCUGCAGCCGAAAUGCCAGAUCUAGAGCAGACAGCAGCACCAGAAGCAGCAGCAGCAGCAGAAGAAGCAGCAGCAGAGGAGGCACUCCCCGUUGCUGAUGCUCCCAAGGAGAUUGAGUCCCAGUAG
This is a messenger RNA of Eimeria mitis, 375 nucleotides long. RefSeq lists its product as uncharacterized. The coding region runs from base 1 to 375 and encodes 124 amino acids. The record is from RefSeq and is a predicted model, not a curated record. NCBI's taxonomy places the organism in Eukaryota, Apicomplexa, Conoidasida, Eucoccidiorida, Eimeriidae. The transcript is spliced from 2 exons.